AUGUUAAUAGGACAAGAUAGGCAUCCUGGAACAGGAAAAAAGCUUAAGGAAGCUGGCAUCACAAGAUAUCGUCUUGCCAAGAUUGCCAAAGUAGGAAAGAGAGUUUUGUUUUGGUGUCACCAAAUCAAAGGACAGGAUUCUUCUUCAAGAGAAAUUUCAGAUAUUUCACAAUACUGGUCAAAUUCAUUAGGUACAUUAGUGCUUUCUGUUCGUGAAUGA
This is a messenger RNA of Cetraspora pellucida, 219 nucleotides long. NCBI's taxonomy places the organism in Eukaryota, Fungi, Glomeromycota, Glomeromycetes, Diversisporales, Gigasporaceae. The record is from the annotation of a GenBank genome assembly.